GAAAAAUAUUUAUAACCUUCCAAAUUUUGAGAUUCCCAUACUCUCCUUAGCUGUCUCUCACUUCUCUCUGAAUAUAUAUUUUUCCCACAGUCGCCGGAAUCUUGUCCGUUACAGAAACCCCUACACCUACGGCCGUAAAUAGAAAAACGGAGAACUCUAAAUCUCCGUUCCCGAUGUCGUCGCCGCGCAUUCCCUUCGCCGUUUUUCUCGUGAUUGCUUCUUUACUAAUCUCCCCUUCACUAUCCCAAACAUGUUCGUCACAGAAAUUCACCAGCAACAAGGUUUAUGCUCGUUGCAGCGAUCUUCCGGCACUCAAAUCGUUCCUCCAUUGGACAUACAAUGCUGAAAACUCCACUCUUGAUGUUGCCUUUGUUGCUCCGCCGGACAAACCCGACGGGUGGAUUGCGUGGGCUAUUAACCCAAAGGAUACGGGCAUGGUCGGGGCCCAAACAUUGUUUGCGUUUAAAAAUUCCAAAGGCGAAAUGGUGGUUAAGACGUAUGAUCUUUCGAGUUAUACUUCUAUUAAGGAGUCGUCAAAGUUGUGGUUUGAUGUGAAAGAGUCCGCGGCGGAGUUCUCCGGCGGGUUGAUACGGUUGUUCGCGACGCUUGUGCUGCCGGAAAAGGGCAAAACGACGUUGAAUCAUGUGUGGCAGGUGGGACCCUCCGUUUCUAAUGGCUUUCCAGCUAAGCAUGAUUUUCAGCCAGCUAAUUUGAAUUCUAAAGGAACCCUUGAUUUGGUGAGUGGUGAAAGCAAAAGCGAUGCUUCUGGCGAUUCUAAGGUCAAGAGAAAAAAUAUCCAUGGAAUCCUUAAUGCUAUUAGUUGGGGUAUUCUGUUUCCAAUAGGGAUCAUCAUUGCAAGGUACUUGAGAACAUUCAAGUCUGCAGAUCCAGCUUGGUUUUAUCUUCAUGUUUCUUGCCAGUGUUCUGCUUAUAUUAUCGGGGUUGCUGGCUGGGCAACAGGUCUUAAGCUUGGAAGUGAAUCAAAGGGUAUCACAUAUGAUACUCAUCGUAAUAUUGGGAUUGCACUCUUCUCUCUCGCAACAUUGCAGGUUUUUGCCUUGUUACUGAGGCCCAAGAAGGACAAUAAGUACAGAUUUUACUGGAAUAUCUACCAUCAUGGAGUUGGCUAUACAAUGCUUGUCCUCAGCUUGAUUAAUGUGUUCAAAGGUCUUGACAUACUAGAUCCUGCGACUAAGUGGAGAUCUGCAUAUAUUGGUAUACUAGUGGUGUUAGGAGCAAUCGCCCUAUUGUUGGAAGUGAUUACCUGGAUUGUUGUGUUAAAGAGGAAAUCUAACAAAUCCACCAAACCAUAUGAUGGUUGAUUCUUACAUUGGCCGUGGGAGACUAUAACCCUGGCGUUCAUGAUCGGUUGCUAUUGUUAUCACUGCCCAUAUCAGUUAUAUAUAUAUAUUAGCUUGAAGAGAUUUUUUUUUAUCCCCUAGCUCUUAUGUUCUCCUCAUUGUACAAUGGCUUUGAAACUCAGUUCUUGUGUAUAAAUAUGUGACUUGACCACUUAA
Messenger RNA from Nicotiana attenuata, 1517 nucleotides. RefSeq names its product cytochrome b561 and DOMON domain-containing protein At3g25290-like. Bases 174 to 1322 code for a protein of 382 amino acids. The transcript is spliced from 3 exons. The record is from RefSeq and is a predicted model, not a curated record. NCBI's taxonomy places the organism in Eukaryota, Viridiplantae, Streptophyta, Magnoliopsida, Solanales, Solanaceae.